CUGCUGUGUUUCUCUUAUAUAUCUCCACAUCAGUCAUUGUUUUAGGUGUUGAGUUACAGAAAUCCAAAUAAGCCGUUUAAUAACAUGACAAAUUAACAUGACUUUUUAUAACAUGACAAGCAAAUAAAAAGCACACCCUCACUGAUGUAAAACAACUCAAAGUUAAAAUAAAGAAAAUAAAGAACACCCAAAUUAACAGCAUUAAAGAAUUAACAUAGAUAAAUGGUUAUACCAGUUAGUGUUUCUGAACCCUGUUACUGUAGUACUUUUUCUGAAUUUUCCUUUAAGCUAAAAUAAAUUUUGUUGCCACAGUAUUUAGAUGUUUAUUCCAAAAAAAUGUCAAACAUGAAAUACAGAAUAAAACUUUAGUAGAAUUACAUUUUAUACACCGACUUCAUAAUCUGACACUUUGUGUAUAUGAUAAAAGACGUAAAGGAAGUAUGUGUAAUACUUAGGACUAAUGUCUUAAGAUUUGUUCUUCUGUUACCUGAUUUCACAAGGUUCGCUGAUGAUGCAUCACCUCCUGCCUCUCGCUGCUCUCCUCCUUCUGUCCAUCAUUACCACUGAAACUAAAGUGGUGACAUCAGUGGAAGACUGUAAUGAGUUUUUUCUGCAGCAAACUCCACCAACCAUCCCAGGAAUUUUGGAGGGAGGGAACAUCCGAGAACAGAACAGAUACAAACUGAUUUGCCAGACUUUUGAAGACACCAGAACAUUUGUGACGCUGUACGACACCCAGAACAAGAUUCCAGUGUUUUCUGCUGCAAAGUUCAGAGGGAGCGCAGCUGGAAGACCCAGCCACCCAUGGAUGAUUGAACCACAGCUUGAAGACCCAGAUGAUGUUGACAAUAUGAGACAAGCAGACAAGAACAUCAACUAUGAACACCAGGCUGGAGACACUGAUUACAAUCCCUACAACCAGCAAGGGUUUGACAGAGGACAUUUAUUUCCAAACUCUUAUGGAUCCAAUCCAACUGAGAAAAGCUCUACCUUUACCCUGACUAACGCUGUUCCACAAAACAAAAGGUUCAAUCGUGGAAAAUGGAAAAAAAUGGAGCUCUGUGUCAAAAGAUUUCUGGAUGAAAACUGCAUUAACAACAAUAACAGAAAAGAAGGCUUUGUAGUAAUUGGAGCAAAACCUAGUGACAGUGCGAGUAGUGGCAGUAGCUUACUGAACAACAACAAGAUAAAUGUUCCUUCAGUGCUCUGGUCGGCCUUCUGCUGCUACAGUCAUAGUCAGAACAAGUGGCUGGCAGGUGCACACUGGGGUAACAACAGACAUGAUGACCUUAACUAUCUGGAGACCAAGACUUUGGGAGAACUUCUCACAACCGAGGGAAUUGACGCAUUUCCUGGAACACGAUGUCCUAAAGACUUAACUGUUCCUCAGCUCUACUCAAAAUGUCCCUUUAAAUCCAAAAAGCGCAAGGUGAUUGUGAGUCAUAAGGUUCCCCGUAAGUGUGUUGGAAAAAAAAUAUAUUGUGGGGCUAAAAAGAGAAAUUCCAAUCAUAAAACCUGCAUUUUCCAAAAAAAAAAAAGAAACCUACCAGGAAACACUGUGUGAGAAUGAAGGGUUGAAUUGAAAGGGAUUACUGUUUUUCGUGUGCUGCAGCUACUUUAGUUUAGUAAGUAUGUAAGCUUUGCUGCUUGGUUUCCUCAGAUGACCAACAUGCCUUUCAAACAUAUAUACUGUAGCAUUGGUUUAUGUUUUGUAGAUUUGAUG
This is a messenger RNA of Oreochromis niloticus (Nile tilapia), 1723 nucleotides long. RefSeq names its product endonuclease domain-containing 1 protein-like. The transcript is spliced from 2 exons. The record is from RefSeq and is a predicted model, not a curated record. Lineage: Eukaryota; Metazoa; Chordata; Actinopteri; Cichliformes; Cichlidae. Bases 509 to 1564 code for a protein of 351 amino acids. Gene Ontology annotation, molecular function: metal ion binding; nucleic acid binding; hydrolase activity.